GUUUAUUGAGUUCUUAGCAUUAGCAACAUAGGAUAACCUUUGGUAUUUAGCGUUACGUUAGCAUACCAUUUGCACAGUUACCAUAGUAACAAGAUACAAGAUCUAUAGAGAUGCUAUAACCAACGCCGAGUAACGUCUGACAAUUUGGACGGGCUCGGUUCUGUGCAUCGUAAUAGCAUUAACAUGGCUCAAGUGAAACGUUGAUAUGCGUUGCUGCUAAAUAACGCAGAGGACGUCCUUGUUUCAGGGAUGGGACAGCCGCCUGUGGUGAUCCUCCGCAGCCUCAUGAGUGGCAGGUAACGUUAGUGACGGUGCAAAAGCAAUGUUGUGCCGCUGUGCACAAUGAAGAAAAUAUUCAACUUCACCAAGAAAAAGAAACACCCAUCCGGUACUCCUGACAAUGGGAGUGUGCUUUCUGUUGGCUAUGACCUGAAAGACAAGGACCUCGGGAAGGUUCACAAGGCUGCAUCAGGGGGUGAUCUAGCAAAGUUGAGGCAGCUCGCCAAAAAGAAUGAUAUCAAUCAACUUGACAAGGAAAACAGAACUGCGCUUCAUAUUGCCUGUGCUAGUGGACAUGCUGAAGUGGUGCAGUUUCUCGUUGAGAGCAAAGCCAAGCUUAACCUAUGCGACAAUCAAAAUAGAUCCGCCCUAAUGAAGGCAGUGCAGUGCCAGCAUGAUUCCUGUGUCAAAAUACUGCUGGAGAAUCAUGCCGAGCCUAACCUGGUCGACAUCAAUGGCAAUACAGCGCUACAUUUAUCGGCAAACAUCCCAUCCAUGUCAACUACUAUCGCUCUGCUGGAGCACGAGGCCAACAUCAAUGCACACAAUAAGGAGGGAUUCACACCCUUGAUUGUGGCAGUCCGUGAGGACCAUAUCGAGAUGGCUGAAUUUCUCCUCAAAGAGCGGGCUGAUAUAAAUAUCAUGGACCAAAGCCAAAGGUCCGCUUUAAUGUUAGCUGCAGGCAAUGGACAAAUCAGUAUGUUGCGGAUGCUUCUGAGGUUUGACGCCGAUAUCACAAUAAAGGAUACCAAAGGAUGGUCAGCCGAUGAUUACGCUGUGAUGAAUGGGCAUCAUCCAUGUUCCCUCCUGAUCAUUGAGCACAGUACCCAGAAGAAUGAAGGGCCCUCUAUAUCAAAUCAAGGGCUGAGCAAGAAGAAGACCGUGUUGGGUAGUCCUUCCCAAAACAUUGAAGCGGGCUUCUCUUUGGGAGGACCAGCCAUUGAUAAAGAUGAGCACCGAGCAAAUGAAGCAGGGGGAGAUUUUGAAGACAAUUCUCAGUCGGAGUCUUUAAGUCGGGUUUCAAAGAGUGCUGCAGAUGAAUGGGCUUCAUCAGAUGAUGACGAUGAAUCCGUUUUAAUUGAAAAGAAACCAUCGAAGGUAAACCUGAGGAAAAUGAUUGCAUCUAAAAGAGGAAAAGCUUCUGCGAUACCUGACAAAUCCCUGAGCGCUACAGAAUCUGAACCAGAGAGUCAGAAUAGAGUGCAGAGAAUCCCAUCCCUCCUUAAGGCGUUACCGUCCAGCAAAGCUCCCCAGCGCCCAGUAGAUCCUUCUCCCAUGUCCUUCCUGUCCAAAGCACCCCAGAUGUCUUCUACCCCUCUUCAAAGCUACAAAAAGAAAGAAGAUUCGACUGGGGAUGAGGAUGAUGAUGACCAGGAUGAUGAGGAGGAAGAGGAUGAGGAGGAGGAUGAGGAAGAAGAUGUCUCAGAUGAUAAUGAACAACUUGAAGCAAGUGCAGAGUCCCUUGAGGCCUCAGCUGUUCCUGAAACAGAAGUCUCUAAAGAUAAGAAAAGGGAUUUCCUGUCCGAGCUGGGUCUAGAGCAGGGAGAGGAAGAGCAGGACUCUUGGGACUCUGAGUCCCACUCUGAAAACCCCAAAAUUCCAAAGCAAGAGAAACAAAGCUCGCUUAUCAAAGUUAAAGAAGACACUGUUGAAGAAGAGAGAAAAGAAGACUUGUUUUAUAUUCCCUCGUUUUUAAGAGAGGAAGGAGGGAAUAGGACCCUAGAGCCUCGGAGGAGUGUAGGCAGGCCGAGAGGCAGCCAGGGAGAGGUUGGAAACGACCAUACUGGUGAUAAUAGACAAGAUGUUGAGAAAGAUGGUGGGAUACAGAAAGAGACUGAGAAGUCAAAGUGGGAACCUCUUCGUGUUUUGAGCAAACUUGAAGCCGAUCACGAACAGCAGACAGACUUAAUGGAAGAGCUCGGUCUUGGUGAUGUUGAUGAUCUUGAAGAUGCGUCAGACUGGGACUCCGCCAGUACGGCCAGUAAGAGAACCCUGCCCGGCCGCAGAAUGCCCUCCCCUGGACUGGAGGAGUCCCCGGAAUGCUCUUAUCCACCUAAAGAGCAGGAAGAAAACUUUGCUACAGCUGCACCUCCAACAACUCCAAGAAGCAUCAACCCCAACAAAACAACACCCAGCACACCCCCUCAACCCGUGCCCCAACCCCAGCCUCGAGCAAAGAAGAUGGUGCCUGCAAAACCAGAGAGUGAAGAAGAAUCAGAUUGGGAACAAGACAAUGUGGCGUCCACUAGCAAUACAGCCAAAGUUGACAAUCAGCUGCAAAACCUAGCUGAGCUUCAGAUAGUGGUUACACCAGGUUCCCCUGAGCUCUCACCGAUGGCAAGAGACCCCAAAACUAAGGAAGAGUCUGACCAGGAGCAACCAAAGGAGGUAGAUGGUGCAGUAGAUAUAUGCGAGCUAGAUCUAAAUAACUCAAAUCCAUCUGGCCAUGCGGGCUCUGACGGUGGAGAAAAGGAUCAUAUCUUUAAAGAUCAACCCAGUUAUGAAGAAAGGGGUGAAGCUAGUGAUGGCGUCCCAUGGGAGAAUCGCUACGAGAAGCUGUGGGUGGAGGUGGAAAAACGGGAGGUGAAAUCCACCUUCAAGAACGUUGCUGGGGAAUUAAAAGAGAAGUUUGGAGAACUGCUUAGAUCAAGACAGACUGCAGAAGAAGUCGUAGAAGAAGAACAGGCCGCGGCGGAAUCUACUUCAGAGUCGAGCGAUGAAGACGAAGAUGGGGAAGUGAUUGUGCGGCCGACGGCCAGAGCAAGGAGUACCGUCCUUCUCACCAUACCCGAGCAGAGGGAGUCUGGACAGGAAGACUCUCUGGCGGAUUCAACUGACAACUCGUUAUGCGAUGACCCGAUGCAGGUUUCAGCGCCCCCCCCACGUAGUGAGACCAACAUGCGCCGAGAGUCAGAUGUACUCACUGAUGAGGUACGCAGAUCUCCGUCACCUCCACUCACCACAGCACAAAGAAACAGCUGCGUAGAUCACGUUGCCACGGCUCUGAGUGAUGAUCAUACCAUGCACAUGUCCGAUGUUGACCGGAGCACAUUCUUAAAGGAUGAGGCCAAACUGAGGCCAUCCCACAAACCACAUCUGGACCUGAUCUGGAAGGACAGCAGUUCUAAUUUAGCUGAUCAAAACAACGCCAGUUCAGAAGAGGACCCUGAGGAAUUCGCCAAGUUUCGUCCCCCCUCAAUGAGCAGACGUUCAGCAUCACUCCCAGGUGUUUCUGAUGAAGAGCUCGAGGAGGACAUGGGAAGAUUUAAACUUGAGGUAGGGGUGCUGAAGGUUGUCUUCCAGGAUUUGGAGAAAGAAAGGGCCCAACUCCAGAAAGAGGUUGCCAAAGACACCAGAACGACUGCAAUGGUGGUGGAAACAUCCAGUACCUCUUGGGAGUCUGGUGGAACGGCAUUGGAAGAAGUGGGCACUGAGGAACCUGAGACCAGGUUAGGAGGCAUGUCAAUUCCAGCGGGAGCAAUUCAUCAGGAGAAACCGCCUGCAGCCAUCAAGAGCACCAACGGGGAACCAGUGCAAUUGCGUCUCCCACUCCAGCAGACCUACAAUAGCAGCAAACAGGAGGGACCAGCUGUAGAGGAGACCCUACAGCUGGAGCUGGUCCGAGGGGCCCCGCGCAGCAGAGCCCCUCAGACCAACGCUCAUGUCAAUGGAGAUCCUCUCUCUGUGUUUGACGAUAGCACAUUAAGUGAAGUGUCGGACGAUGAAGGAAGGUUUCCAGCUAGUGGACAGCAGAGAAACGAGAAUCCUGAAGAAGUGGAGAUGGCAGAAGACUUUGAUGAACUCACUCAGUCGUCGGACACAGCCACGGACGACUCUCCUACUUCAGGCUAUCGCCACGCGUCCCUCCUCAUUCAGAAGCUGGACUCAGCCACUUUGGACUCAAGAAGCAUGGUGAAGCUGCAGAACAUUUUCCACGAGUAUGAGCGCUCCAUCCAAAAGGCAAGGAGUCGCCAUGGGUACCUGUCAGACAAGGUGAGCCAGCUGGAAAUGGAGAGGGCGGAGUUGAACAGCUCUCUGGAGGAAGUUAAAGAUGUGAAAUCGGCCUUGGAGCGCAACCAGCUGGAGCUGCAGUCUGAAGUCCCAAACCUCAAAUUUCAGCUGAAACAGGAGCAGGAACAUCGCCGCAACGCCACCAUGAUGUACAACACGACCAGAGACCAGCUUAGAAGGAUGGAGGAGCAGCACCAGGUGGAGGUGCAGGACAAGCAGAAGGUGGAGCUCACCCUCAGGAACCUGGAGCUGGAGAUGAGAACACUGGUCAACAGCAUGAAGCAGCUUGAAGAGGACCACAGUGAGACCCAGAGACUGCUCGCUCAGGAGCGCAGCGCUCGGACGCUGCAGGAGAAUCUGCUCAGCAGCCAUCUCCGUAAGCAGCAGGAGAUAGAGCACGAGAACAAAAGAAACAUCGGCAAAAGCAAUGAGGCUUAUGCUCUCAGCUCACUGAGGCCAGUGACAGGGGAGAGCGAGCCUGCCCUCCAGCCCAAACUACCAUCCUCCAGGAGCAGAUGCUCUUUUAACUUACUAGCCUUUCACAUCAAACAGGUGAACGUAGCCAAUCAACGUAUCAGCAGCAGGCCUUUCCAGAAGCCUGUCCGAAGGCCAGAGACUCGCGCAAGAACAGCCUGCGAGAAUGAAGGUAUCACCGAGCCACACUUGCAGCGACGGAGAAAAGGGGGCCUCCUGCCCCCUGAGACGUUCCUGCAGCGGGAGAAGGGACCAGGAGGCUGCAUCCGGGUGAAGGAUCUAGAAGCCGCCCUGCAGGUGAAAGGAGGAGCAGGUGAACCGCGCCGGAGCACGGCAAGAGGCCGACAGGAGCGGCCAUAG
This is a messenger RNA of Notothenia coriiceps (black rockcod), 5124 nucleotides long. RefSeq lists its product as uncharacterized. NCBI's taxonomy places the organism in Eukaryota, Metazoa, Chordata, Actinopteri, Perciformes, Nototheniidae. The record is from RefSeq and is a predicted model, not a curated record. Gene Ontology annotation, molecular function: protein binding. The transcript has 32 exons. Bases 343 to 5124 code for a protein of 1593 amino acids.